UCGGAUUGACAGUGAUUGUCAAAAUAGAAAAUGGAAAACGUUUAGCGUUUUGUUUACAGUCGGCAAAAGUUUUAUAAGCGCCUAAUUUAUAGUGGUCUUCUGUCUGCAACAGAAACGGACACAGCACGAACAAGGACAUCUACAAGCUCUAUCAAAUCGGAACCAGCGCUACGAUAUACAUGAAACUAUGUCCGGCUUGGAGUCAUAUGUGAACACAACCGUUUCCAUCAUAACAGCCGAUGGUCGAAAUUUCGUUGGCACUCUCAAAGGAUUCGACCAAACCAUCAACAUCAUUCUGGACGAAUCACAUGAGCGGGUAUACUCAAUGAAUGCCGGCAUAGAGCAAGUAGUGCUGGGCCUACACAUCAUCCGCGGGGACAAUGUUGCUGUAAUCGGCCAACUGGACGAGAGCAUAGACAGCAAAUUGGACUUUUCUACAAUACGCGGAUUGCCACUAGAACCAGUGGUUCACUGAUCGAAUUAUUGUAGGUUGUAAGUUAUAUUGAAUUGUUUAAAAUAAAAUGAAAUUUUGCUUAUAGUA
Aedes aegypti (yellow fever mosquito) is the source of this 541-nucleotide messenger RNA. Its product is annotated as U6 snRNA-associated Sm-like protein LSm8. The record is from RefSeq and is a predicted model, not a curated record. The coding region runs from base 188 to 475 and encodes 95 amino acids. Gene Ontology annotation, cellular component: U4/U6 x U5 tri-snRNP complex; precatalytic spliceosome; U6 snRNP. Gene Ontology annotation, biological process: mRNA splicing, via spliceosome. Gene Ontology annotation, molecular function: RNA binding. The transcript is spliced from 3 exons. Lineage: Eukaryota; Metazoa; Arthropoda; Insecta; Diptera; Culicidae.